Messenger RNA from Chionomys nivalis (European snow vole), 3540 nucleotides. RefSeq names its product collagen type XXIII alpha 1 chain (gene Col23a1). NCBI's taxonomy places the organism in Eukaryota, Metazoa, Chordata, Mammalia, Rodentia, Cricetidae. The record is from RefSeq and is a predicted model, not a curated record. Bases 58 to 1629 code for a protein of 523 amino acids. The transcript is spliced from 28 exons.
GCCGCCGACCUGAAGUCGCCUCCAGCCGCAGCGCCGACACAGAGCCGGCUGGUCACCAUGGGCGCAGAAGAGCGCCCAGCGGGCGGGGGAGGCGCGCAGGACCCCGGCGCGGGCUUCGGGGCCCGAGUGCUGGGCGCGCUGUGCUUGCUGCUGUCGGUGGGCUCGGCUGUUGCCUGCCUGCUGCUGGGCGCCCAGGCGGCCGCACUGCACGACCGAGUGGCGGCGCUGGAGCAGGAGCGCGAGAUGUUGCGACGUGCGGGGCCGUCUGGAGCUCUGACCGCCUGGGCCGAAACGCACCUGGAGAGCCUGCUGCGGGAGAAGUUGGAUGGAGUCGCCAAGCUGCGGACAGUUCGGGAAGCCCCCUCCGAGUGCAUCUGCCCCCCAGGCCCCCCUGGACGGCGUGGCAAGCCUGGACGAAGAGGCGACCCUGGUCCUCCCGGGCAAUCAGGACGAGAUGGCUACCCGGGACCUCUGGGUCUGGACGGCAAGCCAGGACUUCCGGGCCCCAAAGGGGAAAAGGGUGCACCAGGAGACUUCGGCCCGCGGGGAGCCCAAGGGCAAGAUGGAGCUGCAGGACCACCUGGACCCCCUGGACCACCUGGGGCCCGGGGUCCUCCUGGUGACACUGGGAAAGAUGGCCCCAGAGGAGCUCAAGGCCCAGCGGGUCCCAAAGGAGAGCCUGGACAAAACGGUGAGAUGGGCCCCAAGGGACCUCCAGGACCAAAGGGGGAUGAUGGGAUGCCCAGCCAGCCAGGACUCCCUGGACCCCCAGGGGCCAAGGGUGAGCCAGGGGAUGUGGGGCCCCAAGGAGAGAAUGGAGUGGACGGUGCCCCAGGACUGAAGGGAGAGCCGGGCCACCCAGGCACAGACGGAACCACAGGGCCCCGGGGUCACCCAGGCCUCAAGGGAGAGCAAGGUGACACAGUGGUGAUCGACUACGAUGGCCGGAUCUUAGACGCCCUGAAGGGUCCUCCUGGGCCACAAGGAGCUCCGGGGCCACCAGGGAUCCCUGGACCCAAGGGUGAACUUGGACUGCCUGGUGCCCCAGGAAUUGAUGGAGAGAAGGGUCCCAAAGGACCCAAAGGAGACCCGGGAGAGCCAGGGCCAGCUGGGCCCAAAGGCGAAACAGGCGAGAUGGGCCUGUCAGGCCUUCCGGGUGCUGAUGGUCCCAAGGGAGAGAAAGGAGAGUCAGGAUCUGACCACCUGCAGGAGAGCCUGGCCCAGAUCAUAGUGGAGCCAGGGCCUCCCGGUCCUCCAGGCCCCCCUGGCCCUAUGGGCCUUCAGGGGAUUCAAGGUCCCAAGGGCCUGGACGGAGCCAAGGGAGAGAAAGGUUCAUCGGGUGAGAGAGGCCCUCAUGGCCUGCCUGGACCAGUUGGCCCACCAGGCCUUAUUGGGCUGCCAGGAACCAAAGGAGAGAAGGGCAGACCCGGAGAGCCAGGACUUGAUGGUUUCCCUGGACCCAGGGGAGAAAAGGGUGACCGGAGUGAACGUGGAGAGAAGGGAGAACGAGGGGUUCCUGGCCGGAAAGGAGUCAAGGGCCAGAAGGGAGAGCCAGGCCCACCAGGCCUUGACCAGCCAUGCCCCGUGGGCCCUGACGGGCUGCCCGUGCCUGGCUGCUGGCAUAAGUGAUCCUCAGACAUGGCUCCCAACCUGUACAGAUCUGUUUGGAUGUUUUUAACUUGUGUAAAAACAAAACAGUAAUAUAUUGAUCUUCUUUAUGGAAUGCGCCAACGGUGGCCUUUAAACAUUUGAGAGUGUGCCAACCAGCCCUAGGACAACCUACACAGGAAGUGGGCAGGAAAGAAGACAGGCCGCUCUGGAGAGACUUGUACGUGAGGGCCCCCGGCAGGGCCUGGCUUUCCUAGAGAAGAUAACGAAGGUGAAAACGCCUGGCUCAGGUGAGGCUGGACAGACUCCAGGUUGGGCCUGCAAUCACCUGAUUAGCAGAGACACACAACAACUCUCCCCGAUGCCCCACUGCCCCAUCGUCUCACUGCCCAACAAGACCCCCUUGGACGACCGCUGCACCUUCUUGCCUCUGGACCCUGCCCACAGGCAGCUGCACUGAGACCCUGUGUUCAACAGGGCAGGCGAUGAUUCCUAGAAUCCAGCACUUGGAGAGAAGGUGAUGGAAAGAACCAAGAGGGCCUUGCUGUACCCAAGCUCAGUAGGCUUCCAAAAGCCACUGUGAGAGGCGUUUGUGUCCUCGGGCCUUGGGAAGUGGCAGAGCUCUAUGAAUGCCUCAGUGUGGCAGCUCAGUGGCCCCUGACUGUAGGGUAGGGAGAUCCAGAUGCACUAGUUGCUACUUCCGGUCUCCUCUCCUCACCCAAAGCAGGAACAGAAGAACUUUGUCAGCCCUGAGGAGACAGGCCUCCUGUUCAGAAUUUGGGUCUCACUGGCCCCAAGUCUCCCACCUAGAACCCUGGUCAGCCUGGCAGAAACUGGCCUCCUAGUAGGUGGUACAGACACCAUGAACCCAAAGGCUGGUCCUUGCUAGCCUGAACAAAACACCUGUGACAGAAACCCCUGUCCUCCGAGAAGGGGCUUCAACACUGCUAACAAAGGUUCCUAGUUACCCACUCUAUCCACGGUCUCCCACCCCUCUGCGUGCCAAGGUGUGAGUAAUAAACCACACGUGUGUGUCUGGGUGUGUCUGUCCUUGCAGACUUCUGUGGUCGCCUCUAGCUGAGUUCACCCUGCUGGUUCCUGCUCAAGAGGAAAGGGGCUCUCCCUAGGGGAAGAGCCAUCCCAGAAUCGAGAAUAUCGUUAAGGGUUAGGAGAUAGGAGGGUAUAGGCUCAAGACCUGGACCCAUACAUGUCAGCAGAAUCCUGGAACCAGUCACAUAAUGUCACUAAGUUCCUGUGUCCUCUUCUGCUGUGCUUCCUAAGCAAGAACACUCCAAACUUGUUGCCUCAAAAUAUUCAUCCUCUCAGUUCCAAGGAUUCAAGAAGACUAGCUGGGUGGGUCUCUCUUGGACUCUUCCUCAUCCGGUGAGUGGUACCUGUCAGCUAGGAUCCCUACCUACCUACGACUUGUUUGGAUGGCCUGGGCUUCCUCACAGCAUGGCAACAGGAUUCCUGGAAAGCUGUGUCACCUUGUAUGGCAAAGCCUCCGAAGUCAUAUGCUGUCACUUCCUGCCAGAGACAGAGGUUCAUCCCAAUGGAAGGGGGAAAAGACAGACCCACCUCUCCAUGAGCAAAGUGUCGAUGUCAUAUUUAAAUGAGAAAAUUUGGGAGAGUGGAUCUUGUUGUAGCCCUUCAGAAAUAAAAUAAACCCAGCUUUCGUGUAGCCCAGGCUAGCCUUGAAAUCACUAUGUAGCUGAGGAUGAUCUUAAAUUUCUGACCCUCCAGUCUCUACUUCCAAGAGCUGGGAUUACAGUUAGUGCAUCCAUUUUUUACAGCGCUGGGAACUGACCCUAAGGCUUUCCACAUGCUAGGCAAGCACUUGACCAACUAAGCUACAUUCUUAGCCUUUGUUGUAUAGCAUCUUAAGAAAUGCCUCCUGGAGCUGGAGAGAUGGCUCAGCGGUUAAGAGCAUUG